Aspergillus homomorphus CBS 101889 is the source of this 1410-nucleotide messenger RNA. RefSeq names its product putative MFS transporter. NCBI's taxonomy places the organism in Eukaryota, Fungi, Ascomycota, Eurotiomycetes, Eurotiales, Aspergillaceae. Bases 1 to 1410 code for a protein of 469 amino acids. Gene Ontology annotation, molecular function: transmembrane transporter activity. Gene Ontology annotation, cellular component: membrane. The record is from RefSeq and is a predicted model, not a curated record. Gene Ontology annotation, biological process: transmembrane transport. The transcript has 6 exons.
AUGAAGGCGGAAAUGGGAGCCACUGUGCUUGACGAAGCCACGAACAAACGCCUCUUCUGGAAAAUCACUCGCCGGAUCCUGGUCAUUCAAGUCAUCACCUAUUUCUGCCAGUCUCUCGACAAGGGCAUCCUCAACUAUGCUUCGAUCAUGGGAAUCAAGGCCGAUGCACAUUUAGUUGGACAACAAUACUCAUGGCUGGGGUCAAUCCUUUACAUAGGCAUUCUCAUCGGCGAGUAUCCACAGAAUAUCCUGUUGCAGAAGCUUCCCUUAGCAAAGACCCUCGCCGUCAAUGUGUUCAUCUGGGGUGCUAUAGUGUCCUGCUCGGCGGCCGCCACCCGAUUUGUCCCUUUGAUGGUGGUGCGAUUCCUGCUGGGAUUCUUCGAAAGCUGUAUCCAGCCGGCGAUGAUGUUGUUAACAUCCAUGUGGUAUCGACGGGAAGAGCAGUACAUGCUGAAUUCCAUUUGGUAUUGUAUGAGUGGAGUGCAACUGAUGAUAGGAGGACUGCUUGCCUUUGGAGUCUCCCACUUCACCGACGGGGUCAUCCGGAACUGGCAGCUCUUGUUUGUCGUUCUGGGCUGUGCCACAUGUGUGUGGUCGGUGUUCAUCGGCAUCCUCCUGCCCGACACCCCAUAUUCAGCCAAAUGCUUCACGGAGACAGAGAAGAUCCUCAUGAUCGAGCGCGUGCGGGAGAACGAAACGGGGAUCGCCAAUCGGGAGUAUAAGAGGUACCAAGUGGUCGAGGCGCUCACGGAUCCAUUCGUGUGGUGCUGCGUCCUCCUCAUCACGGUGGCCAACCUGGUCAUCGGCGGCCUGGGCGUCUUCUCGAACCUGAUAAUCGAGCAAUUCGGAUUCACCCUCCUCCAGACGCAGCUUCUGAACAUCGCGCAGGGGGCGUGGACGAUCGGAAUCAUGGUCGGAUCAGCCUGGACAUCCCAGCGAAGCAAGCAAACCUGCGUCGUGAUGAUCCUAUGGACCAUCCCCGCCAUCGUCGGCACAAUCAUCAUCCUCGUCGUGACCCCUUCCCCCUCCAAUGCAGGCGGCAUGCUCAUCGCCUUCUACUGCACGCAGUUCUUCCUCGCCGAGGGUAACCUCAUCAUCUCCCUGGUGACCUGCAACAUCGCGGGGCAGACGAAGAAGGGCAUCACGAUGACAAUGGUCUUCAUCGGCUGGGCGGUGGGGAAUCUCAUCGCACCGCAGAUCUUCCAGGAGUCGGACGCCCCGCGGUAUCUGCGCGGAUUCCUGGUGCACAUUGUGAUUUACGGCGUGUAUCUGUGUCUGGUGGUUCUAACGCGGGUGGUGCUGAUGGCGAGGAAUCGCGCCAAGAUGCAGCCAGGGGCAGCGGUGAAUCAUGAGUUGGCGUUUGAGGAUCUGACGGAUCGGGAGAAUCCUAAUUUUCGCUAUGUGUAUUAG